UACUGAAAACAGAAUCAACGAUGUCUGGAAGAGGAAAAGGAGGCAAAGGUCUUGGAAAAGGAGGCGCCAAGCGUCAUCGCAAGGUUCUCCGCGAUAACAUCCAAGGAAUCACGAAGCCCGCUAUCCGUCGCCUGGCUCGCCGUGGUGGUGUGAAGCGUAUUUCUGGUCUCAUCUACGAGGAGACUCGUGGUGUGCUGAAGGUUUUUCUGGAGAACGUGAUCCGUGAUGCCGUCACCUACACCGAGCACGCCAAGAGAAAGACCGUAACCGCCAUGGAUGUGGUCUACGCGCUUAAACGCCAGGGUCGUACUCUGUACGGUUUUGGCGGUUAAUUCUUGGUUCCAUUUCAAAUCUACACAAAAGGCUCUUUUAAGAGCCACCCAUAUUUUACAAUCAAAAUGUAUAUUAUUCCUCA
Molecule: messenger RNA, 415 nt
Organism: Alosa sapidissima (American shad)
Lineage: Eukaryota; Metazoa; Chordata; Actinopteri; Clupeiformes; Clupeidae
Product: histone H4
Exons: 1
Coding region: 21-332 (103 amino acids)
Biological process (GO): nucleosome assembly
Cellular component (GO): nucleosome
Molecular function (GO): protein heterodimerization activity; structural constituent of chromatin; DNA binding
Source: RefSeq, a predicted model, not a curated record